Molecule: messenger RNA, 510 nt
Organism: Micromonas pusilla CCMP1545
Lineage: Eukaryota; Viridiplantae; Chlorophyta; Mamiellophyceae; Mamiellales; Mamiellaceae
Exons: 2
Coding region: 1-510 (169 amino acids)
Biological process (GO): vesicle-mediated transport
Source: RefSeq, a predicted model, not a curated record
AUGGAUGCGGAUGCUUCGCUCGCCUCCUCCGUUCGUCCUCCUCCUCCACCUCCUCCUCCUCCCGCCGUCCCCGACGUCGCGUGCCAUCGCGUCCUCCCUCUCACCGCGCUCGCCGCCGCGUUCCCAUCCCACCCCGUGGCGCCGCAGAUCAUGACGCUCGCGGACUUAUCCCAGGACCUCGUCAACCCGCACGACUGCGCGACGCGGCUCAACAAGCUCCACGCGCCCGAGUUUAUCAUCCACGGCGCCGUCGUCCUCCUCGGCGCGCUCUGCGGGUGCGUCUCUCUGACGCUUCUCAACGCGCCGAUAGCGUACUACCACUACGCGCAGUACGCCGCGCACGGGACGCACGCGACGGACGUGACGACGGUGUUCGCGACGUUGGACGAGGAACGGCGGCGGAGGACGGUCAAGUGCGCGCUCUACGCCGCGGGGUGCGCGGAUCCCGUCUCCAUCUCAUCACACUGGUCCCCGUACGACCGCGUCGGUGUGGUGAACGCCGUCUCUUAA